Molecule: messenger RNA, 1780 nt
Organism: Pyrus x bretschneideri (Chinese white pear)
Lineage: Eukaryota; Viridiplantae; Streptophyta; Magnoliopsida; Rosales; Rosaceae
Exons: 8
Coding region: 100-1392 (430 amino acids)
Source: RefSeq, a predicted model, not a curated record
UAGAAAUUAUCCAACCAAAAAAUAAAAAUAAAAAAAUCCGAUAUAGAAAUAAACACCAACGGACUCGAUAUCUCAGAAUUUUUCUGGUAAAAGAAAACGAUGACUUGGUUGGGUGCUACCUCUUCUUCUUCCCCAUGGAUUCUCAGGAACUCGCUUCUCACAACAUCCACAACCUCUUCAUCUUCUUCUUCCUCUUCAAAAUUCUCGAAAUACCGAUCAUGCCCUCGUCCUCUUCGCCUCUCGAGCCGCGCCCAAUCCGACGUUGGCAGUGACUUCAAUUUCGUGCUCCACGAUGCUCUCGAUUCUUCCGGAACCCUCACCUGCCUCGCCAGAGAGGCCAGGGAGGGGUUCUGCUCACAAAUUCGCCAUCUGUCCGAUAUAGAGAGGGAAACCAGCAUUACCAUCAAUAGAUGUGUUGAUUUGGGGAAAACUGCUCUUUACAUUGCAGCAGAAGAUGACUCCCUUGUGUCACAUUCUUCAGUUCCACUUCCGGUGGAUGCUUUUAUUAGUAGGUUUGGUGAUCUUUCCAUGGACUAUUGUUCUCACCACAACUCUUCAUUUAGAUCCUCGCCUGAGAAAUUGUUGGAGAGUUUGGAAAACUAUUUGUACGUAAAUAAGGGUUUUCGAAGGACGAUUGCAAGGUAUCACUCUGAAUCACGGGCUCUAUAUCUCCACUCAGUUUUGACACAUCGUUCAGGAUCACCUGCAAUGCUUUCACUCAUAUACUCAGAAAUUUUGAAAAUGCUUCGCCUAUGGGGUUUUUUGGAUUUCGAUGUGGAGAUAUUCUUUCCUCAUGAUCUUCAUAGUCUUCCCCGAGGUUAUCAUAAACAGAAAAGCAAGGAAUCUGAUAAUGUCCACAUAAUGACUUCACAAGCCCUUUUAGUGGAGAUUUUAAGAAAUUUGAAGGAUGCAUUCUGGCCGUUUCAGCAUGAUCAACCAGGGAAUUUGUUCUUGAGGGCAGCACGUGCUGCUAACUUUAUCGAUAGAUCAAACAUAAACGAAGACAGUGGCUUUCAGCUUGCAUCUGCGAAGGCUGCUCAACAUAGACUAGAUCGUGGUGUUUGGACUAGUGUACAUUUUGGGGAUAUGAGGCGUGCCCUAUCUGCUUGUGAACGUCUUAUUCUCCUGGAAGCUGAUCCGAAGGAAUUAAGAGAUUACAGCAUUCUUCUCUACCAUUGUGGAUUUUACGAGGAAUCACUUGAAUAUCUAAAGUUAUAUCAGGACAAAAAGGGUCGUCCACUACGGAGGCGACCGUCUGAUUCGUUAACCGUUUUGGAGGAAGAUGCCGCAGAGAAAUUGAUGAUACGCCUUAACCUAAUUCUGAUGGAGGAUGGUUGGAGCAGGCCGUCGUAUAUUAGAAACUUUCUUGGUAACAACUCUGAACCAUGGUAGUCUUCGCAUAUAUUAUUGCAGAUAGCAGUACAAACCCAAAUCAAUAGGAGGUUCAUGUAAACCGGCAAAGCGGCAUCCUGGAAAAGUUUUGCCAAAUAUGCGGUGUUUUCUAUCCGUAUAUAACAAGAUGAACAAAACCGGAGAUAUGAGUCCUGCCACAUUCUGCAUUUUCCCAUAUGGUGCCAGUUUUUUAUGUAGUAAUUGUGUUGACCGAUCAUCAGUAAAUUUGAACGCCGGAAUAUUGGAAGAAUGAACCGGCAAAAUUUACGACAGCGGAGGUAGUAGGUGGUCUAUUAUCUGCUUGUGAUACUCUUAUGUAAAUUCAUGUAUAUAACAAAUUGUUGCUUCAUUUGUGAUUUGAGUAAUAACAAAUUUAUGUGGAAUCAUA